This is a messenger RNA of Impatiens glandulifera, 572 nucleotides long. RefSeq lists its product as uncharacterized. The coding region runs from base 56 to 343 and encodes 95 amino acids. Lineage: Eukaryota; Viridiplantae; Streptophyta; Magnoliopsida; Ericales; Balsaminaceae. The transcript has 2 exons. The record is from RefSeq and is a predicted model, not a curated record.
CUAAUUAUAACGAUUUGCUUUAUCUCUUUAACGUCGGUAUCUCAUCUUCCUUGUCAUGGCGUCUAAUGGACUCAGAUCUUGCGCUUCGAAGAUCCUGGCUUCUUCCCCGUUGUUUCUUCCCAAAUCAGCUGCUAGACGUUUCCAUUCGACUGGUGUGAAGAGAAUGGGAGGACAUGGCCACGAUGAACCGUUCUAUAUUCAUGCGAAGAACAUGUACAAUUUGGACAGGAUGAAGCAUCAAAAGAUAAAGGUUCCACUUGCUGUCUUGACGGCCUUCUCUAUUGGUGUUGUAGUCCCUGUUUAUGCUGUCAUUUUUCAGCAAAAGAAGACCGCUUCAGCCUGAUUUUCUUGCAUCGGAUUCUCUCUGGGGUAAAGAAAAAUAGGUUUCGACUAAAUAUGUAGUUGGUUUGACUGAAAUGGGAUUUUCUUCAAUUUGCAUUGGCUAUUUGGCAUGCUGUCAGUUUCUCUCCUCUGUCUGACUUGAGAAGUGGUCUUGUAUUAUACUAUUACAUUCAUCAUAAUAACAAUUUAUGGUUAUUUAUUGAUCAUAUGAGACCUUUUUGUACUUUGCA